AUGGCGGAAAAUUUGGAAUUUGUAAAUAAAACUUUUGAGUUUUCAAACGAAACUGUCCAAGUUAUAAAGGAUUCUUUUGGUCCAAAUGGACUAGACACUCUAGUAUCAACAACUUCUGGUACAUUGAUGUUAACUAAUGAUGGAUUUCAAGUUGUAAAAUCUCUGUCUCGGAGCAGUCCGGUUGGUAAAUUUAUAUUCCAAGGGUUAGAUUUGUUUUACAAAAACACUGGAGAUUUUUCCAAAAAGUUUAUUUUGCUUAUCAGAGAGCUGCUUGGUGAGGUUUUAACUAUCAUGUCUGAAGAUAAAACUAGAUCGAAUGAACAACUAUUGUGUAUUUCACAGGGUAUGGAUGGAUUAUUCUAUAGUAUCAUUCCUAAAGUAUUUGAUAAACUUCAAACUGUGGGAGUUAUUAAUGAAUACCCGGGGAAAAUUGAUGAUGGUAUUUCAAUUAUAAAAACUAGUAUAAGUGGAAAAUUCAGCCCAAAAACAUGUGAGAUUCUUGUCGGCCUAAUACGACAACUUCUCUUUGCUGAUGAGCUGUCAAACGACAUUGCAUAUUUAAAACAAACAACUGAUAAACUACUAGACAACUUUUCUGAUACAGUGUGGGAAGUUGCAGGGAAACUGCUAACUUCGUCAGCCGUAUUGCUAGGUAUUAUAAUCCCUCGAGAGUUCUUAACAAUGCUCAAAAAACUUCCACGCUCACCAGAGAGCAAUUUCUUUAAGUUUGUAAUCUUGGGUUCCUCGUUUGGCUACGAUCUUCCGCAAAGUAACACUGUAUUCUCAUUAAAGGACUCACAACAUGUGAACAAUGUGUUAGAAUGGAGAAGAAAGCAUAUUGAAAAUGUUGUCCAAGUGUUAGCUAAGCAUGGUGUUGAGCUGAUAAUAACGUCAGUAACACUUCAUGAAACAUUUGUUCAUAUUUGCAAUCAGUAUCACAUGGCUGCAAUACAUUUGAUACCUCAAGAAGAUAUUACAAGAAUUUCUAAUAUAUUUGGAAUAAAUCUAUUAUUUGAUCUCGAAGCAGACUUGACCUCUUUUAUAGGCGUGGCUACUUCAUGUAAACCAAUCCAAGUUGGACGACAUGUGUAUGUCCAUUUACAACCAACUAAAAUGCUUGUUAAACAGAUACUGCUUUAUGCACCAACAGAAACGCUGUGUCAUCAAUACUCAAUUGCUUUGCAAAACAUGUUAAAAAUCUUGCGAAGUUCUUUUAAGCAACGUCCAGACAAAUCAUAUGUGCUUUCUUAUGUUCUUGGUGGCGGAGCUUUUGAACUUGCACUUGCGUAUACAUUUGAAGAAUACAGAAAAGUAAAUAAACUCAAUCCGAACAUCCAAAUUGGUUGUGAAAUAUUAGAGAAAGCUUUGCUAAGUAUUCCUAGACAACUAUCAAAAAAUUCAGACUGUAGGGUAUCAAUAUUUGACUUGAAGGCUGAAACAAGGCAAGCAUUAGCUGCUGGAAAGCAAGUGUAUGGUUUAGACAGAAAUGGUGGGCUGAGUUUUGUGGGAAAUGAAGGCAUCAUAGAACCUACAAUGGGAAAUUACAUGUUGGUUUCUUCAGUCUUACUACUCUUUGUUCAAAUACUUAGAACAGAUAGAAUUGUUCAUGUCAAAACUUUACCAAGUAAGAAUGCUCAAGUCGACAGUGAUGAUUCAGAUAGUGAACUUGAUAAAUAG
Paramuricea clavata is the source of this 1677-nucleotide messenger RNA. The record is from the annotation of a GenBank genome assembly. NCBI's taxonomy places the organism in Eukaryota, Metazoa, Cnidaria, Anthozoa, Malacalcyonacea, Plexauridae.